This is a messenger RNA of Triticum urartu, 645 nucleotides long. RefSeq lists its product as uncharacterized. Lineage: Eukaryota; Viridiplantae; Streptophyta; Magnoliopsida; Poales; Poaceae. The record is from RefSeq and is a predicted model, not a curated record.
AUGGCGAGUGGCAGAAACAAGGAACCCAAAGUGGGAUCAGGUGACGAGGCCGCUAGCUCGGCAGGUCCGCCAGGGGUGGCAGCGGCGCCGCCACAAGGAGCUGAGCCCGGGGACGAUGAGGCGGCGGCGGCCGUGCUGGCUGCUGCCCCCACCAGGCCAUACUACGAGUGCGUCUUCUGCAAGCGCGGGUUCACCACGGCGCAGGCUCUCGGCGGGCACAUGAACAUCCACCGCCGCGACCGUGCCAAACCCAGCGUCCGCGACGCUCCCAGCGGCACCACCACAUCAGCGUCUCCAAACGUCGAGUGCUAUAAUCAGUAUUACAGCCACUGCCUGCCGUAUCCCACAGUGCCUCCGGCGACGGCGACGCCGAUGAGCACGAGCGGAAGUUUCACGCUAGCGUACUACCAGCAACAGGGCACAGGGAAUUCGACCGGGGUCGCGCAUGCGGAUGCCUCCGUGAACCCUAGCAGUGCUAGCCCGAGGGAGCUCAGCCUGUUCGGUGCGGCAGCUCGUGACCGUGACUUGCACGGCGGCGGUGGCGACGGGUCUGGCGUGGCGCCAGAAGGGUCGGAUCGGCAGGCAGGUGAGCCGCCCGAAAGGGAGCUUGACCUGGAGCUCAGGCUCGGACGUCGUCCGCAUUGA